AUGUCUCACAUACAUCAAUCAGACUUGGAGAGAAUAUUUGUGGCACUGGACCUCAAUGGCGACGGUCGAGUUUGCAUUGGUGAACUAACAUGGUUCCUUGACAAGGUUGGUGUCCACAUAGGCCUAGACGAGCUUGAAGAGAUUGUAGGAGGAAGGAGCCUGGGCUUACAAGAAUUCAUACACCUCUACAAUCAGUCAAUAUCUAAGCCGGCCGAGGAGGACGAGGAGGAAGACACAGACUUGGUCGAGGCCUUCAAGGUGUUCGACCUGAAUAAUGACGGGUUCAUUUCCUGCGAGGAGCUGCAGAGCCUGCUGGCGAGGCUGGGGCUUUGGUCGGAGAGUUAUGGGGAUUGCAGGCAACUCAUUGGCAAGUUUGACACAAAUUUGGAUGGAAGGAUUGAUUUCGAGGAGUUCAAGAACAUGAUGCUCCUCUCCAUUUCAUGA
This is a messenger RNA of Nelumbo nucifera (sacred lotus), 444 nucleotides long. The record is from RefSeq and is a predicted model, not a curated record. NCBI's taxonomy places the organism in Eukaryota, Viridiplantae, Streptophyta, Magnoliopsida, Proteales, Nelumbonaceae.